AUGGGAACUUCGAGGUCGAUUAUCUCGGGAACCACGUCAACUCCACAGAAGGCAAACAAAUGCAAACGUCUGACAAUCGCUUGCCCUUCGAGCGCACCAUCGAGUAGUAGCCGACGUGUGGCCAACACUUCCACACCUAAUGUCCCGUUAAGUCUCACCCAAAGGUCGGCCAAUAAAGCGCUGAAACCUUUGCCAAACAUUUUAAUGAACCAAACGCUGACACCAAUCGGCAGAUCAGUUGAGAGUCCGAAGCCCUCGACUGUCAUUAGAAAGUUAUAUACGGAGUACUUGGAGCGCACAGUUCUGGACAGCAGUCCCUACGGCUCGCCAUUCACUCCAAAGCUUAUUGUGAAGAAGUCGAGGAAUAAUAAGACAAUGAAUAACACGACUGCUGUCAACAACACGACGCUCUUCAACGACACGACCGCCACUCAAAUGCAUCGCUCGUUCCGGUCGACUACUACUCAAACAAACGAUAGUCUGAGACAAAAGAGUGAUGUCUGCAAUCAGACCUUCGAUGUCCCCAUAAUUGACAAAACCAUUGAUCAAUCGUUGACUCGAAUGAACGACCGCUACAAGAGUAUAGAAUUUAGUGACAGAGUUACUACUUCUGGUUUUCAAAAACCUCCGAUGAAGUCCAGCCCUGGCAAAGAGAACUUCACAAAGCGUUUAGUUCAUCGCAUAUUGCCAUUCAAUUUGCAGUCGAAAGUGCUUUUACCGAACCUUCCGUCGCACCAGCAGCUGAUGACCGCUACCGGCGUCAACACCGGCCCACCCCAGCACAUAAUGCCAGACAUUUCCGUCAGGGAGCUUGAGAAGAGCCAAUCCCUGUGCCGCCCCGACCCGAGCUACCGCAACAAGAGCCCCGCAUUGUGCACUGGAGGCACAACGACUACCGGUGGCCGCAAACUCCCGCACCGACAGCGCAGCACAAUCCAAUUGGACGAGCGGUGUGUCGGACGUGACGACGUACGGCACCCUCAGCGACUCGACCGCACAGCCCGACUCCUUGCAUACCGGCGUGCCUUCCAAUACACAGCUGCGCGACCUAUCGGUGCCUCUGAAAGCGCAGAACAACUUGAAGAACCAAAUGUAUUCGUCGAACGAUUUCACCAAAACAAGGCAAACACUGCAAUGAUGUUCGCAGAUUAUUGUCAUAAAUGUGGCAAAAGGGGUCAAUAUUAA
Messenger RNA from Oppiella nova, 1185 nucleotides. NCBI's taxonomy places the organism in Eukaryota, Metazoa, Arthropoda, Arachnida, Sarcoptiformes, Oppiidae. The record is from the annotation of a GenBank genome assembly.